AUGAAUUAAGUGAUGAGUUAAAUAUUACAAAAGGAAUUUAAUGAGUGCAAGGAAAUCCCUGAUGGUAUAAUAGAUUUAAAGAUACUGAAUGAGAAUAGUUGGUAGAUUGUAAUAAAGGGUCCUAAGUUGAGCCCUUACGAAAAAGGGCAAUUUUUCAUCCUUGUGGAAUUUCCAAAAGAAUAUCCAAACAUUCCCCCAAAGUUUCGCAUAUUGAAUAAAAUAUACCACAUGAAUGUGAAUCAAUAAGGUUGUAUUGCUCUAAAUACUUUGAAGAAGGAAUGGUCUGAAAGUAUUGGCGUAAAGAAAAUGCUUUUAGAGAUUUUGAGUCUUUUUUAAAAGCCUAAUCCCUAAAAUCCGCUAAACCUCAAAUUAGCCUAGUAAUAUUAAGAGGAUUGCUCAGAGUAUUAUGAAAGGGCGUAGUAAUGGACUUAAUAAUUUGCAACUUUUAUUGAUAUUAAAAUUGAUUGA
Messenger RNA from Paramecium tetraurelia, 468 nucleotides. RefSeq lists its product as uncharacterized. NCBI's taxonomy places the organism in Eukaryota, Ciliophora, Oligohymenophorea, Peniculida, Parameciidae. The record is from RefSeq and is a predicted model, not a curated record. The transcript has 2 exons.